This is a messenger RNA of Meyerozyma guilliermondii ATCC 6260, 1680 nucleotides long. RefSeq names its product trifunctional hydroxymethylpyrimidine kinase/phosphomethylpyrimidine kinase/thiaminase (gene THI20). The transcript has a single exon. Bases 1 to 1680 code for a protein of 559 amino acids. Gene Ontology annotation, biological process: thiamine biosynthetic process. The record is from RefSeq and is a predicted model, not a curated record. Gene Ontology annotation, cellular component: cytosol. Gene Ontology annotation, molecular function: hydroxymethylpyrimidine kinase activity; phosphomethylpyrimidine kinase activity. Lineage: Eukaryota; Fungi; Ascomycota; Pichiomycetes; Serinales; Debaryomycetaceae.
AUGUCUGACACGGUCAAGCUUCGUCCGGUAGGCGCCGCUGCCCAUACACAGCUUCCAGUGGUGCUCGUAGUGGCCGGAAGUGACAGUUCUGGUGGGGCCGGAAUUGAGGCCGAUCUCAAGACCCUUUCUGCCCACAAAGUGUAUGGAGCUACUUGUAUCGCUGCAAUUACUGUUCAGAACACCCAGGGGGUGCGAUCGAUCGUGGAGACUUCCGGGGCCACAAUCCGGGGCAUUUUGGAUGCGGUAAUGGACGAUUUCGGCCGCAAGGACGUGGCUGCGAAAAGUCCGCUUCGGGCAAUCAAGACCGGAAUGCUCACUCCAGCAGCACUCGAGGAACUUGCCAAUAUUCGGGACGAGGUGGACUCGCUUGGGAUCAAGUUGGUGGUGGAUCCCGUCAUGGUGAGCACUAGUGGUGCGCGGUUGAUGAGCGAAGACUCAAUGGCUAGUUAUCUUCGACUUAUUCUGGGUUCUUUUUUGGUGACUCCCAACUACCUUGAAGCGCUUGAGUUGGCCAAAGCGGUCAAUUUGAAGACGGACGGCUCCAUAAACAGCAUAGAGGAGGGUAAAAGAUUUGUGCUAGAGCUCCGAAAUGCCCUCAAAUGCGAUAAUCUUUUGGUAAAAGGCGGCCAUAUUCCUGGGUUCUCUGGUGAAAGUGAACGUCGAAUCUAUGAUUUUCUCAACCAAAACGGAAAAUUAACCGUCUUCGAGUCUCAUUACAUCGACACCAAAGAUAACCAUGGCUCGGGGUGCACUUUGGCUUCGGCGCUUUCUGCCCAUAUAGCGUUGAACCGGCCCGUCGAAGAAGCAGUUCCGCUCGCUCUUGACUACAUUCACCAUGCUAUGAGUAACUUUGAAAAGCUCGGACGAGGUAACGGACCACUUAACCACACGGUGGUUCCUUGUGAGUCUAUAGAUCGAGUUUUGACCAGCUCAAAAGUUCCUGUGGCUGAAAUUUUGGGAGACAAGACAUUGUUCGAGUACUUGAAACUGCACCCCAAAGUUCGUGAUGGGUGGAAACGGUACACUGAACACCCAUUUUUGAAGUUAUUGGCAACCAACCAGCUCGAAUUUUCCCGGUUUCUUUACUACUUGAAGCAAGAUUACUACUAUCUUGCCAACUAUGCUCAAAUGCACGGGCUCGCAGCCGGCGUAGCACCGUCGUACAAACAGACCAAAGCCCAAGCUGAUAUCAUUGGUUCUGUGGUUGAGGAGAUAGAACGGCACAAGCAGAAGCUCUGUGACAAAUACCAUAUCGAUUACGAACGUGAUAGUGAUCUUGACAUCGAACUUCAUCCUGGUCCUGCUUGCUUAGCCUACUGCGACUACCUUAUAAAAGUUUCCCGCCACGAGGAUUUCUUGGGGAUCAAAGUAGCGCUUGCUCCGUGCCUUCAUGGGUACUAUGAGGCUGGAAUAUACGGAAAUCAGGUGCGUGAAAACCACGACGGAAGUUUGGGAGUUUUGAGCUCGACAGCUGAAAGUGAAAUUUACGAUAAUUGGCUCUCGGAUUACAACUCAGAAUGGUAUUUUCUGGCCCACAAGGAAGGAAUGGAUGCGAUAGACGCAUUGGUGAAGAACCAGACCAUAAGUGUCACGAGAAUGGACGAAUUGGUAAAGAUGUUUCUGGACGUGGUUGAGCUUGAAAUCGGAUUUUGGGAUGAAGUUAUAAAAGAAAAUAAAUAG